Messenger RNA from Haemonchus placei, 1203 nucleotides. Lineage: Eukaryota; Metazoa; Nematoda; Chromadorea; Rhabditida; Trichostrongylidae. The record is from the annotation of a GenBank genome assembly.
AUGCUUGAACGUGAUAAUAAUCAUUUAGCUCCAUCUAGUAAUUUUGGUAGUUGCAAUUAUGAGGAAAUCGAGUGCGACAACUUAUCUACCAACGAAGCAGGCCCGAGUGACGCAGUCGAGCCCAAGUCAGCAAUUGACGUUGCUCUUGAACUUAUUGCCCAGGAAGAACUCGAAGCAAUAAAUGCGGCCAGAAUUGCCGCCUUGAAUAAGCCAAAACCUCGUGGUCGCCCGCCUCUUUCUCGGAAAGCUGCCGAAAAUACUGCCACCCCCACAAAAUCGAAGCCGGAUUUACCAGAAAAGCAAAUAUCCAUACAGCACAAAGAAGUUGAACCCUCGCAGAAAGCCGUUUCGAACACUCCCAUCGUGAAUGGAAUGAAUGGAAUCGACCAGUCUUCUGCAAGUUUGCCUCUUCCAAUUUUAAAAGACCACCUCGAAGUUGAAGCUGCCGCGCGAAUUGAACCACAGUCUAUGGAGGUUUCGUUGUUCGGAACAGACAAUUGCGAACCUGAGACUACCAAUUUCCACAAAAUGGUCUUGCUCAACUAUGGCAGUGUAGACGGUCGUCUAGAAGAUGACGAAGAUGAAGACGAUGAAGAAGAGGAGAAAGAUGUCAAGGAUGCUGGCGGGCAGUGGAACAACUCUAAAGAAUCGUCAUUGCCCCGUAAGGAAUCUCCACCAAAAAAAGGAUCUCGAAAAAACGAAGAGAUCUCGUCUGAGAUCACUAAUCAUAACGAGUCGGCAACAACUGCCUCUGUGACGCCUUCAGAUAGUAGUUUCCUUACGGUCAAGGAUGUGAAGGAUACCCCAACUAGUAUGGAAACUGAUGAAGUAGAUAGGCCUGCUACUUCGUCAUCUUCCAGAAAACGUCGCACACACGAGAAGAAAAGCAGAGGGAGGCCCAGAAAAAGCAGAGACGCUCCCUCUCCAGUAAAGACAGGAAGACCACGUGGACGUCCACGAAAGAAUGGAAGCGAUCCCGUACCAAGAGUUGAACGUAAAUCAAUUGAGAAGUUCAAAAUCAGAAACGGCAGAUCGGAAAGCCGAAAGGAAGGGAUCUUCGAGCAACCGGGAUAACCAUAACUACUUUUCCAAACGCGGAUCUUCCGCUAGUUCCAAUGCUGUGGAUGACAUGGCGAGUGCUGAGGAACCUGAGAGUUCAGCUGAUGAAGUCAGUCCCGAGCGUGGAUAUGAUAGCAAUUCUGA